UUUGAUCGUGGGAGCUGGGGCACUUUGAGACGACAUACCAAGGUACAGGAAGGAGAAGUUGGUUUUGGAUUUGGAUAAAGGUUGAGAAGACGCCGAUGACGGUGCACGAGGCGAGAAGCAUGACGAAGAUCCAGAAGUUGAGCUGCAGAGGCGGCCAGUUGUAGGUCCGCACAUGGCUGGUGAUUCGGCUCUCGUCGUACGUCAUGGACGAACCGCCGGCAAAUGAUGAUUUGGCGACCAUGGUGAAUGGAGCGUUGUGCAGGUAUAUGGGUGGUGGAUGGGGAUGAUGGUGAGGUUGUCGUCAGAUCGAAAGCCUGUCGACCAGUCGAGGGGGACGAGGGAGGUGGGAGAUGGUGAUAUAGGUGAUUCGGGACGCGAGAGGUGCAACGGCGUGAUGUUGAGAUUGGGAGUGCCGGAGACUCCAAAAGAACCCGAUGAAGGGAUCUGUUGCUGUCGAAUGGUCCUCGUUCUGUCCUCGUUAAGCGAAAAGCAGUGGAUGGUGAUGACGUCGCGCUCUGCGGAACCAAAACUCUCCGCAACAAAUACAGUGCGUGCUUUAAUAAGUUCGCGCGCACCACAACCCAAAGGCCCAAGGCCACUUGAAAGAAAGGGGCGGAAACGUCUGGUGACGAUGCCCUCGUUUCAAUGCCCAAUCCCGCGAAAUCGGCCACGUCUGCUGCGUCGGGAGGCGCUCAAGCCCAAGCGCCCCGUUCCACGCAGCCCAAACAAACCGCGUGCCCGCCGAUCCGGCUGGGCGGGCGUGCAAAUACGGCGAGGGCAACGGCUCGUGACCGCCUCGCUGUCGCUUUUUCGCAGCGCGAUGAGCCAACCCGGGCGGGAUGCUCUGGGCUUGGGCUGGUAGACUGGGCGGUGAUGCCUCUGGUGCGGCCGCUCUGGCUGCGCUUGGGAUGUCGGUUCGCAGGUGGAGAACGCGGGUUGCUGUCGUGGCGGCGGUCUUGGCAGCGGGCGGCUGAUCGGUUAC
Ilyonectria robusta is the source of this 982-nucleotide messenger RNA. RefSeq lists its product as uncharacterized. NCBI's taxonomy places the organism in Eukaryota, Fungi, Ascomycota, Sordariomycetes, Hypocreales, Nectriaceae. Bases 278 to 862 code for a protein of 194 amino acids. The record is from RefSeq and is a predicted model, not a curated record. The transcript has a single exon.